Gigantopelta aegis is the source of this 4499-nucleotide messenger RNA. RefSeq names its product FAD-dependent oxidoreductase domain-containing protein 1-like. Gene Ontology annotation, molecular function: oxidoreductase activity. The transcript is spliced from 11 exons. The coding region runs from base 112 to 1578 and encodes 488 amino acids. The record is from RefSeq and is a predicted model, not a curated record. NCBI's taxonomy places the organism in Eukaryota, Metazoa, Mollusca, Gastropoda, Neomphalida, Peltospiridae. Gene Ontology annotation, cellular component: cytoplasm.
GCAUACCUAAAGCCAUUGUUAAUUAUAUGUAAAGUUCGUGCGUAGUUAAUAUUUCAGCAAUGACAGUGUGGAGAUCAUCUUUGUAUGAUUAAGUGAUGUGUGCAUCCAGAAAUGAGUGUGUUGUAUCGUUUGUUAGGUCGUACAGUCUGCAACCGCCGACAUCAAUGUGUUCAGUGUGUUCGCUGUGUUCAUUCUGAUGGAGAUAAGCUGGAUCACCAACCACCAGCUGGAAUAUAUCGGUCUCCACUGCGGAUUCUGAAAGAGGAAUAUGAUGCUGUUACAAGUGGGAAGGCGCUUCCUGAGGAAUCGAAGGUUCCGCGUGAAGUGGACGUUCUUGUUGUCGGUGGUGGCAUCAUGGGGUCGUCAGUGGCAUUCUGGCUCAAGCAGCGACAUCCUAAAGGAAUCAGUGUUGCUGUAGUGGAAAGAGAUUUUUCUUUCACGAGGGCCUCCAGUAUGUUGUCAGUGGGAGGAAUCAGACAUCAGUUUACACUGCCGGAAAAUAUACGACUGUCGAUGUUCACAGCAGACUUUCUGAGAAACAUCCGAGAACAUCUUAGUGUUCUAGAUGAGGAUCCUCCUGAUGUCCAGUUUAAUCAUCAAGGAUAUCUAUUUCUUGCCAAAGAAGACCGAGCCGAGAGACUGGCCGAGCUUGUGGCCUUGCAAAAAGAGCUGGGGGCUAAAACAGAACUACUGACAACAGCGAAAUUACAGAAGAAGUUUCCUUGGCUGAAUUUAGAUGGCAUUGAGGUUGGAUCAUAUGGGCUCGAAGGUGAAGGCUGGUUCGAUCCAUGGCUCAUGGUUAAAGCUCUCAAACAGAAGAAUCUCAGUCUGGGCGUGAGGUACAUCGAAGGUGAACUCACUUCCUUCGAGUUCAGAGACGAAACGUACGUCAGUGGAGGAUCAACCCAUGUACGCAAGGAACUUGAUAACGCAGUGAUAAAAUGCUCAGACGGUCAGACCUACCAGUCACGGUUUGCUGUCGUUGUUAACUGUGCUGGUGCCUGGGCCGCCGAGGUGGCGAGAAAGGCUAUGAUUGGAACCGGAUCAGCAGAACUGUCAAUCCCACUGCCGGUUGAACCAAGGAAGCGAUAUGUCUAUGUAGUGCAUUGUUCAGAUGGACCAGGGCUGGAUAUGCCGUUAGUUAUUGACCCGACUGGAUGUUACUCGAGACGUGAGGGACUUGGCGGUCACUAUCUCUGUGGGAGAUCUCCCUUGCCUGAAGAGGAGCCUCCAAUAGAUGAUCUUGACGUAGACUAUGAUUUCUUCACCAACAAAGUCUGGCCUCAUCUGGCACACAGAAUACCAAAGUUUGAAAACCUAAAGGUAAAAAGUGCUUGGGCUGGUUACUAUGACUAUAACUUCCUGGACCAGAAUCUGAUAGUGGGAAUUCAUCCAUACCACAGAAACUUUAUCUUCGCCAACGGUCUGAGCGGCCAUGGACUACAGCACUCGAUUGGGGUGGGCCGCGCUGUCAUGGAGUUGAUCGUAGACAGCAAGUUCAGGACAAUCGACCUGUCCAGGUUCUCCUUCGAUCGAGUCAUUCUUGAUGAGCCAUUGUUUGAGGAGUGCAUAGUCUAAAACUGAGGUCCCCACUCUGAAGAACUCAUAAAACAGGAUAGAAUAGAUAGAUUAUAUGUUACAUACAGUCAUAUAGUCAAAGCUGAAAAAUGGUCCAUGGCAUAACUUUCACUGACAACAAUUAUGUUUAUUUCAACACACUGUUACUUAGAGUUGUUUGGUUCAAUCCCUUCCAACACUGAUCUGUAAUCAAGAUGAACAUAUGGUAGUGUUUUAUGAAAAUAAUGCCAUGUGAUAAUUUUUCGUUCUUGAUUCUGGGUUAGUGGGAUAUAUACAUAUUUUAGUAUUCAGGAGGGGGAGGACAUGUGUCAAUAUGUACCCCCUCAAAAUAGACAAAUAAUAAUCUGUAGAUCUGGUAACCUAUAGGUAACACUUUUCAUAUUUUUCAAGUCAUGAAAGUUAUGGCAUGCAUUACUUUAAUGGCAGAUACCAAUUGCAAAAUUUACACGUUUCAAACAUGCGCUAAGGUGCGUAAUCUGGUAAUAGUAAUUAUCAAUCAACCACUGUUCCAGGAGUGCAUGAUUUAUGAUCAGCGUUAAACUAAAGAAACUUUGAAAAACCCUGAAGAAUAUUUUGUUUGCUGUGACAUUUGUAUCAGGGCCCUAACCUAGAUUAACUGGGGUGCAAUAAAAAAAAAAUGAGGGCACUGUUCCAGGCGUGCAUGAUUUGAACUAAAGAAGCUUUAAAAACCCUGAAGAAUAUUUUGUUUGCUGUGACAUUUGUAUCAGGGCCCUAACCUAGAUUAACUGGAGUGCAAUAAAAAUAAAAUGAGGGCACUGUAAUAUAAAGUCUAUUCAAGGUACACAAAAGGGCAUUUCUAAAUUAAAAUGGCACUUUUUUUUCUCUUUUUAUUUUAUUUUGUGGAGGGGGAUGACAGCUGUUAACCUGUCCCCCUCAUUUAUGGUUCUGGCCAUACCAGUAUAAUGAUGGCUGUAAUAUGUCAAAAGGAUAUUUUAUAGUUAAUGUAGUUAACUAGAUAGGUGGAGAUAGUGUUUGCUUGUUUGGGUGUCCUUCUUAGGUAUCACCUGUGGAGAUAGUGUUUGCUUGAUUAGGUGUCCUUACUUGGGUAUCACCUGUGGAGAUAGUGUUUGCUUGCUUGGGUGUCCUCCUUAGGUAUCACCUGUGAAGAUGGUGUUUGCUUGAUGGGUGUCCCUCUUAGGUAUCACCUGUGGAGAUUUGCUUGGGUGUCCUCCUUAGGUAUCACCUGUGGAGAUAGUGUUUGCUUGCUUGGGUGUCCUCCUUAGGUAUCACCUGUGAAGAUGGUGUUUGCUUGAUGGGUGUCCCUCUUAGGUAUCACCUGUGGAGAUUUGCUUGGGUGUCCUCCUUAGGUAUCACCUGUGAAGAUGGUGUUUGCUUGCUUGGUUGUCCUCCUUAGGUAUCACCUGUGGAGAUAGUGUUUGCUUGCUUGGGUGUCCCUCUUAGGUAUCACCUGUGGAGAUAGUGUUUGCUUGCUUGGUUGUCCUCCUUAGGUAUCACCUGUGGAGAUAGUGUUUGCUUGCUUGGGUGUCCCUCUUAGGUAUCACUUGUGGAGAUAGUGUUUGCUUGCUUGGGUGUCCCUCUUAGGUAUCACCUGUGGAGAUAGUGUUUGCUUGAUGGGUGUCUCUCUUAGGUAUCACCUGUGGAGAUAGUGUUUGCUUGCUUGGGUGUCCCUCUUAGGUAUCACCUGUGAAGAUGGUGUUUGCUUGCUUGGUUGUCCUCCUUAGGUAUCACCUGUGGAGAUAGUGUUUGCUUGCUUGGGUGUCCCUCUUAGGUAUCACCUGUGGAGAUAGUGUUUGCUUGAUGGGUGUCUCUCUUAGGUAUCACCUGUGGAGAUAGUGUUUGCUUGAUGGGUGUCUCUCUUAGGUAUCACCUGUGAAGAUGGUGUUUGCUUGAUGGGUGUCUCUCUUAGGUAUCACCUGUGGAGAUAGUAUUUGCUUGCUUGGUUGUCCUCCUUAGGUAUCACCUGUGGAGAUAGUGUUUGCUUGCUUGGGUGUCCCUCUUAGGUAUCACCUGUGGAGAUAGUGUUUGCUUGCUUGGGUGUCCUCCUUAGGUAUCACCUGUGAAGAUGGUGUUUGCUUGAUGGGUGUCUCUCUUAGGUAUCACCUGUGGAGAUAGUGUUUGCUUGCUUGGGUGUCCUCCUUAGGUAUCACCUGUGAAGAUAGUGUUUGCUUGAUGGGUGUCUCUCUUAGGUAUCACCUGUGGAGAUAGUGUUUGCUUGCUUGGGUGUCCUUCUUAGGUAUCACCUGUGGAGAUAGUGUUUGCUUGCUUGGGUGUCCUCCUUAGGUAUCACCUAGGGAGAUAGUGUUUGCUUGCUUGGGUGUCCUUCUUAGGUAUCACCUGUGGAGAUAGUGUUUGCUUGCUUGGGUGUCCUCCUUAGGUAUCACCUGUAGAGAUAGUGUUUGCUGGCUUGGGUGUCCUCCUUAGGUAUCACCUGUAGAGAUAGUGUUUGCUGGCUUGGGUGUCCUUCUUAGGUAUCACCUGUGGAGAUAGUGUUUGCUUGCUUGGGUGUCCUUAGGUAUCACAGAUAUGACUUACCAUGAUGCAUUACUGUGAUGAAUUAUGGAUCAUCUGGUUCCAGUGCAUUCACAAGGAACAGAUAAUUUGUAAAUACUCAUUGUCACAUUUAACUGGUGUUUUUUCAAUAUAAAAAAUGCUCAGCCAUAUGUCACAUAACCCUACGCACAAAAUCAAAGGCAUAUCUGUAUUCUUUUUACAGCCAAAUGUUUACAAUAAAAAAUAAUAUGCCAGUGAUCACAUUAGAAAAUAAUGAUUUUUCUAUAUGAUUAAAGUCACUACUUAUUAAAAUAUGCAAUUUCUUGUUUUAUGAAACAAAAUAGUCUGUACAUUUCUGUAGAUCAUAUGUACAUGUAUGUUUAAUCCAAGUCAUAGAUAGAAAUAUUAAUUUAACUGAAUAAAAGUGAAGUUUCAACCAUAGCAAGCAA